AUGAGUAUCAAAAACACUGCUGUGAAAGAUCUCAGAGACUUACUUCCCAUUGAUGAUGAUUCAUUGGGUCAAAUGGUGGAUAAUGCCUUAGCACUACCCUCUCAAAGCGCAAUUACAGAGUAUUGGCUCGGACUAUUGGGUGAAGCUCCAGAUGCUUUAACUUUUAUAGAAAAUUUCACCACCAAAUUGACAGCUCCAGUUGAACCAAAACCUAGUCCCAAACCUUCUAAACCACAGUUCAAACCAGUUGCAAAUACACCUUCGAGACCUCCAAGUGGUAGAAACGAUAAGAAUCCAUGGAAUCAACCUGUUGCUGAAAAGAAUAAAUUGAAUAAUAAACCAAGAUUAAGUAAGAAUGUUAGUUCAACUACUUCUCAAUUGCUGGAUAAACCUCAAGAAAAACCAUCAAAACAAAGUGCUAAACGUGAAAAACAGAGGAAAGUUGAUAAUUUAAACGAUUUAGAUGAAAUUUUAAAACAAUUAGAAGUGGAAGAUUCAAAUAACAUUGAUCCAAGUGCUAAAGUUGUAUGUAACUGUAUGGCUACAAGACAUCCAUUAUUUGAAGCUGCGCCAAAUUGUUUGAAUUGUGGUAAGAUCAUAUGUGUUAAAGAAGGUUAUAGACCAUGUAGUUUCUGUGGACAUGAAAUUAUUUCAUUAGAGGAAAAAUUACAAAUUAUUCAAGUGUUAAGAGGUGAAAAAUUACAAUUAGAAUCACCUUCAAGAACUCCAGAACCUCAAUCUUCAAAUGAAAAACAAAAAAAGAAAAAAAUUACACUAAGUUCAGGUGCUGGUGUAAAUUUAUGGAAUCAACAAGAUGCAUUAUUUAAAAAAUUAGAAGCUGAGGAUUUGAAAAAAGCUGCAUUAGCUAAAAAGCAAGCUGAAGAAUCAAAGAAAUUAAAAGAACAAGAUGAAGAAUUAAGUUAUUAUAGUAAUCAAAAGGGUAUUGAUCCUGAUUUAUUAAAAGCUCAGAAAAAUUUAGAAAAUUUAUUAAAUUUCCAAGCUAAUAGUGCAGAAAGAACCAAGAUUAUUGAUCAAGCUUCAGAUUUUGAAAUACCCACCGGUUCUAAUUUAAAUAUAUGGUCAAGUAGUGUUGAAAAGGCACUUCAAUUAAAGAAACAACAAAAACAAAUGAGAAAAAUGGAGAAGAAGCAAAAAGAACUUGAUGGUAGAGGUAAAAAAGUUAUGGAAAUGGUUAUUGGUAAAGAUGGUAAAGUAAUUAUGAAAGAACGUAAAAUUGAUCAUGAACCUGAAGAUAGUGAAGAUGAAUUAGAUAAUGAAGAAAUUGCUAAACUUGAAAAAGAUAUUCAAUCAAAGAAAAAUCAAUCAAGUGAAGAAGCUUCUAAAAAUAUAUAUGAUUAUGAAAAAGAGAUCGCCAAAUGGGAGAAACCUAAAUAUCAAGGUACCGAAUCAUCUAAUGAAACUGUUGAAACUAAAGCUACAGAAUCAUUAGAAAAGGCUAAAUGGGAUAGAAUUCAACUUGGUGGUGAUUCAAAAAACAUUGAAGAUAUGUUGGUUGUUAUAUAA
Molecule: messenger RNA, 1524 nt
Organism: Hansenula ciferrii
Lineage: Eukaryota; Fungi; Ascomycota; Saccharomycetes; Phaffomycetales; Wickerhamomycetaceae
Gene: RQT4
Product: Rqt4p
Exons: 1
Coding region: 1-1524 (507 amino acids)
Biological process (GO): regulation of DNA-templated transcription
Cellular component (GO): nucleus
Molecular function (GO): zinc ion binding
Source: RefSeq, a predicted model, not a curated record